AUGGAAAAUAAUACAUUGUCAUUUACAUUUCAUAUUCUUUUGCCGGAGAACAUUGAAAGAAAUGGACAGCCCGUAGUUCUUGGCGAUGUAAAAGAAUUAGGAUCCUGGAAAAAUCCUAUCGUAAAACUUCGUCAACCAUUUCCUCAAAAUCCAACAUAUUGGAAAUCUGAUCCAGUUACUAUUUCGGUAUCAAAUUUUGAAAAAAUUCAAUACAAAUAUGCUAUUCAUACAUCUAAACCUACGUUAUUUGGAGAAGAAAAAAUUGAAUUUGAAGGAAUCGAUACUGAAGAUAAUCGCACAUUGAAUAUUGGGAUAAAUGAUCAAUUUGAUAUAUGGAAAAUACGUGGAUUUGCUUUUGUAGAUUAUAUUUAUGAUUCUAUCGAGGCUAAUAACUUUAAAGACAAAGUUGUGGAAUAUCAACGUUUAUUAACUCUUCAUAAUGAUCUAACGAUACGCACUUCAAAUCCCAAAUUUAUUAUCAAUCGAAUUAAUAAUAACCUUAAAGAAAAACGGUUAUUCUUAUACACUAAAGAUCAAAUGUAUACUGCUAUCAUAACUUUAAUCAAGCAUAAUGCUUUUCAGAUGAAAUUUGAUUGGCUCAUUAUUUUUACAAUCGCUUCUGAAGUUGAUCCCGAUUACACCUUCAUUAACCAUUUAAAAGGCUUAAAAUAUUCUAAUAAUCAUGACUUAACAAGAUUUAUUGUAGGAUGUGGACUCAUUAAACCUUAUAUUGAGAACAUUGAAUUUGGAUCAUACAUCGAAAUUGCAAAGUGGUUAAUUCAAUUAUGUAAUUAUAUGGAUUCUCUAUUUAAUCUUUGGAAUGAUAUCCUUCUUCAUAAUAACAAAAUUGAUGAUGUUAUUAAUAAGUGUUUUAUUGAACAAAUUCAAGAAUGUAUCGUUCAUGAUGAUGCCGUUACUUUAGAAUAUCAUUUUAAGAGAGUACCAGCAAAUUAUCGAUAUGAUUUAUCUAAAGUUUUCCGAUCUCAUGCUUUAUUUUUACUUGAAGAUUUGAACAGAAAUUGGACAAAGGAAAAUAUCAUUGCUAUUACAAACCUUUUUCAUAAUGAUGAACUAUAUUGGACUAGAGAAGAUGUUAUUUUAUCAUUAGAUCUGGUAUCUCAGUCUAACACUUUAGAAUUAUUAAACAUAUUUCCAGAAAUUUUAGAUGAGUGGUUCCGUAAUGAUUUUUUUGAUAAGGAGAAGAAGAUAUUAAAGAUUUGUGUAGUUUGGUUUAAAAAUCUUUUACUCAAACUUGAUACAAACGCAAGCAAUAAAAAGGAUAACAUUGUGGUUUUAAUAUUUUCACAGUUAGAACGUAUAUACCCCUUACUUGGUCAUCGAAAAAAUUUUUGGCAAAAUUUGACAACCAUUGCUGUAGAAAGGGUUAAAGUGUGCUCGGAAUCUCGAAUAUUUGCCGCAACAAAAUUUUUAAUUCCGAUAGAACAAGAAAUCAAGACAUUGUUUAUAGAUAUGGUUAAAGAAAUGCUAAAUAAGUCUGUUCAACAAAUUAACGAUCAACUAAUAAAUAAAAUAUAUAUAAUAUGCGAUUGUAAAACAAAGCUUUUGAUGGUUCAAAACUCGAUGAGCGAAGAAAUUUUGUGUCAUAUCAUGAAUAGAUUGCAAAGUCAGUUUACUGCAUCAAAUCCUUCGGAAUUUCAUUUAAAUAUUCUAGGAGCUAGUGAAUUUUGGAGAAUUAUAUUAAGUGCUACUGGUGAUGUUACAAAACUUCAUUGCAAUCCAGUUGUUAAACGUGUUAAAGCAUCUAUUAAUGAACUCGGUGUAUUACUCCGUGAAAAGACGGUUAACAUACAAUUAUUGCAACAGCUUUUGGAAUAUAAAAAUGAAAAAUUAUUUCAGCAUUUUAAUGCAGCUGUUUCCAAAAAGAAAAAUAUAGGUGAUGUGAUUGUUUCGCGAGACGAAAUCGCGGAACUUAGAAAGCUUUGUAACAACUUUCAAACUCAACUUGAAGUCCUUUUUAAGUUUUAUACCAACUUUUGUCCAGCUUCCCAAGUAGAUGAUGUGGAUGAUUACAUCCAAGAUGUAAAACAACUUAUGACAAAUUCAAAUAAAGUGAUGUUGAAAGAGGCAAUGACAUUAGAUUAUUGGGCAUUCCAUAAAAAAACUUUAGAAAGUGCAAUACGUUGCUACAAAUAUAAUCAGUCUCGGUCUUUUCGAAAUAUCUUUGAAGUUUGUAUCCGGGAAGAUACUACGGCCACAAACGUGGAAAAUAUAGCGCAAAGACUGAUACCAGCUGUUUUUGAAAGAUAUAAUACUAUUUGUAAACAAUUUAAGGAAUGGGAAAAACUUAAAAUUUCAGAUGCGACUUUGUUUUGUAGAAAUGUUACAAAUGUUAAUGCGGAACUUGAUUUAAUAAAAGGUUAUAAAAGUUACAUAAGUCACAAAUUCGUACAAACCCUUGAGCAUCUUUCAAGAAUUCCUCACUGGAUUGAACGAUUUGAAGAGUUAGAAACGGUUUUACAACUUUUUAAUAUAGCACGUAGUAACGAUGAUUGGCUAAAAUCAUCUAUUGAUAUUUUAAAAGAUGAUUCUAUGAAACUUAGUCAAAUAAAUUAUUUUUUCGCUUAUCUUGAUAGAUAUAUUUCCAACGUUAAUAAUGAAUGUUGGAAAUUAAUAAAAGAGUUAUCAAAUGCAGAUGAUUUUAUAAGCUUUUUAAAGAUAAUCGCCGAGCAUGAUAUUAGAAAUUUGUUUAAUAGUGUGGAUGUCCAUCCGGAUGAAGGAUUGAUUCAAGAGGAUACUUUUGUAUCGCUUAUUCAAGUAAAGCGAUUUUUAUUACCUUUUAUGAACAUUAAUAAAAAGGAAACUAUUGUAGGCUUUUUAGAUUCGUUAUCAGAUGUUAUAGACGAGAAUCCUACUUUAGGGGAAAAGAUUGCCUUAUGUAAUAGUAGAAAUAUGGCGCUGCAAAAUAUGUACAAUAAUAUUCAAAAUCGUGGAGAAGUUACUAAGGAAAAGAUUAAGUAUGCUGUACUUAACGGAACUUUUACGUUUACACGUGACCAAAAAGAAGACAAAUGCUUAGUUUCUUUACAAUAUCCCUCUAAAUCCAAUGUGAAAUAUAAUCUAAACGAAAUAUUAGAUUUACGUGGACGGGCUCUUUUAAUUGCAAAACCAAAAAAUUCGGUUAUGAUAAAUAACAAAGAGGCAGAAAUGUCCAAGGAUGUUAUAGAUAAAUUUGUUGUCCAAGUCGAUAUAGCACAAAAAAUAAUUAGUAUAGUGUCCAUGUUAAUACAAAUGGGGCAUUUUGGUUAUAGAAAAUUCGAAAAUAAAUUACAAGGAACGGAUAAUAUGAAAGCUUACUUGGAAUUUUUAAAGGAAGAACUUAAAGAAUGGCAAAGUAUAGUAGAUAGUGCACAACAAAGAUGUUAUUAUUUAACAUUCUUUUUCGCUCGCCACAUUUUAGCAUUCUAUGAUUAUUUCACGUCGGAAAAAUUAGAUAAGGAUAACGAAGAAGAAUGCAAAAUAUUGAUUAGAUUUGAAGAACUUAAAGAAUGGCAAAGUAUAGUAGAUAGUGCACAACAAAGAUGUUAUUAUUUAACAUUCUUUUUCGCUCGCCACAUUUUAGCAUUCUAUGAUUAUUUCACGUCGGAAAAAUUAGAUAAGGAUAACGAAGAAGAAUGCAAAAUAUUGAUUAGAUUUGUAAACAGUAAAGCCCAAUUACCGUCAACUCGUAAAGAUAUACAAAAAAGUUUACGUGGAUCUAAAAAUUAUCUUGAAAUUCUUACCGAAAUUGGAAAUGAAUUAGAAAGAAUUUUUAAAAACGUCUCAAAACAAUCACGUAAACUUAAAGCGACUGGACAACGCAUAAUUACAGAUCUAGUUAGAAAGGGCGAAAUAUUCGUCGCUUCUUGUACUGACAAAACACGAAUUCCAAAUAUUAUCAUGUCAUUAUAUGCUAAUCAAGGAUAUUACCCCGAACCGUGGCAACUCUUGAUAUGUACUACUUCAACUACGAUGGAGGAAAUAACAAACUUCAUAAAAAGAAGUUUAUUCGCAUCGAAUAAUGGAUAUGAAAAUCGCUUAUUUUGUAUUGCACAUUUGGAAUUAUUAGACUUUGAGUUACAAUUUAAUUUAAUUAACCAAAUUAAAUCAACACGAGAUCAAGAUGAUUAUUUUUUGGCACUUAUUUGUUGUAGAGAAAUUGAAAUGCAUCACCCUAUUUUGGAUCAAUUCUCUUCAGAUGCUUAUGUGACUAAUGGCUUAAACACUGAUACUAUGAGACAAAUUUAUAAGGAGUUAUGUCAAAAUGUUAUACGUGUCUCUUCUGAAUUACCUGGGCAAGGUAAAACUGAUUGGAUUAAAGAAGAUAGUUUAAGUAAAGAGAGAUUUGCAUGUAGUUUUUUAAUAAGCGAUGGUAUGGAUUUUAGCAGGCUUGUACGUCAAUUCAAGGAAUAUAAACUCCAACCUGUAGAAAGUUUACAUAUCAAUAUAAUUUCAUCUGACUAUCCUGAAGACGUUAACAUGUUUUUAUUUGAGUUAUUAACUUUGGGUAUAGUUUCAACUAAUGUCGAUAUAGUUUGCUUGCCUUUAUCAGAAACACCUACAUAUAUUUAUUUAGAAGUAGCCUCAAAUAAAGAACAGCAUUUACUUAAUUCUCUUCCCAUGGCAGGAUAUUUAUUGUUCAAUCAUUUAACUUGGAAUAUUAAAAAUUUGAGAGUUUCUCAAGAAAUUCAUAGUCCAAUUCAAGUUGCUUGUAAUUAUCUGAAUUUAUUGGAUAGUAAUGAAAUAGAUACGAAAGAAAACCUUUUCAAGAUAGUACAUAAGGCAAUUAAAGAACCAUUAUCAGUAGAACGUUGUCAAAAUAUCAUUGAGAAAUAUUUAUUUAAUAAAAUUACUAAAGACCUUCCUUCAUUUAGAUUUGUUGAAAUAUUUAUUAAUGUACUUGCAGAUCAAUUGGUUCGAUUUUCAUCAAGCCAAUUCUUUCCCGUAGAUAAACUUAAAUUAAUAGAAGAAUAUAACAUUAGAAUUCUUAUAUUAAGAAACUUAAUAGAUGUUUCAAGAGAUUUUGCAACCAAUUCUAUUAAAACAAAAGAGGCACAGCUGAAAUCUACAAGUGCUAUAGAUGCUGAUGUUGUAAAAGCUCAUCGUGGUACAAUUGUUCAAUGGGACGACUCAAAUCAUCUUAUAGUAUUUUUCAAUUCUCAGACUCCUGAUACAAUAUCUGUUUUGUAUCGAGACAGAAAUAAAGUUCAUGAAAAUAUAAAGACUUUGCUAAAAAGUCAAGUAAUUGGUGAUCAAACAAAAUGGGAAUUAGAUGAUUAUAGUUCGACGUCUCCAGAAGCUCUUUUCUUGAAGUUAGAAUAUUUGGCAAGAAGAUCAGUGGAAAAAUUAGAACUUCCUGAAUAUGCUUUGUCUGGUGAUAAUUUAAUAAAAAUGGCUUUAAUUCUUUUAAGAGUACGUGCAAACAUUCCAGUUAUAGUUUGUGGUGAAGCAGGGUGUGGCAAGACAAGCUUAAUUGCCUAUUUGGCCUUGAUUGCUGAAGUUCAAUUCAUGGCUCUUAAUAUGCAUGCUGGAGUUGAUGAAAGAAUUAUUAUGUUAUUUAUGAAUGAUGCUUUGAAAAAAGCAGAAAAGGGAGAAAUUUGGCUAUUCUUUGAUGAGAUCAAUACUUGUAAUCAUAUAGGUUUACUUGCAGAUUUAAUAUCUCGUCGAAUGCUUAAUGGCAAACCUAUACAUCCAAAUAUUCGUUUAUUCUCUGCCUGCAAUCCAUAUCGUAUUCGUACAAGAACUCAAAGCGAAACUCGUUUGACAAAUAAGGCUAAAAUGUACGAAGAACGGAGUCAUCUUGUUUAUCAAGUCAAACCACUUCCCGAUCAACUUUUGGAUUAUGUAUGGGACUAUGGUGUUUUAAGACCAAAAGACGAAUUAAAGUAUAUUGAAAUCAUGAUUGAAAAAGAAUUAAAAAAAUUAGGACAUCCCGUAUUUGCCGAACUUUUAUUUGCUUCUCAAAGAUUUAUUCGAAAGGUUGAAGAAUCAUAUAGUGUUAGCUUGCGUGAUGUUAAACGCGCUAUAACGUUAGUGAAAUUCUUUUAUAAAUCUCUCGAAAAUCGUCCAAUCUACAGAAAGGGACAUAGAUAUCCACCACCUGGAAAUCCAACUAUAACAACUAGAUCUUAUGUUUUAGCACUUAGUCUUUGUUACCAUUCUCGGUUAUAUGAACAAGAUUUACGUAAACAAUAUCGCUGUGAGAUGGAACAAAUAUUACGAAAUCACGAAAUUUAUGUAGAAGAAAAUAUGUUUUCUAAAAUUAUACGCGAAGAACAAGAGGAUUAUAUUAACAGGAUGCAGUAUCCACCUAAUACGGCAUAUAAUGAAGCUUUAUUAGAGAAUGUUUUUGCUAUGAUUGCAUGCAUUUUGACACGAAUCCCACUGUUUCUUAUAGGUAACACUGGCUCUUCAAAAUCUUUGGCAAUUCGUCUUAUAAGUUCGAAUUUACGCGGAUCUGAUUCAAAUGAUAGAUAUUUCAGAAUGUUGCCACAGAUUUACUUAAUCCCACAUCAAGGCAGUCAUUUUUCAACUUCUGAUGGUAUAAUAAAGGUUUUUGAUAAGGCAAAUAAAUAUCAAGAAACAACUUCCAAACAAUUUCCUGUCAUUGGUGUGGUCUUACUUGAUAAUGUUGAUUUGGCUGAAACAAGUCCUUUUAAUCCAUUAAAGGUACUUCAUUCUCUGCUUGAGCCAAGCUAUCCGGCCACAGGACCAGCUGUUUCAGUGAUAGGAAUAUCUAAUUGGCGCUUAGAUAACAGUAAAAGUAGCCGCGCAUUACUCGUUCAGAGGCCACAAUUUAGUUUAGAUGAUUUAGUUUGUACUGCUGAGCGCUUAUUAAAUACAAGGGUUAUUGAUUAUGGACAAAGAGGCGCUUUAGAACCUUUAGCUAAAUCAUAUAUGGAUUACGAAAAAAAUGGUCAAGCUUUGCCUAACUUUCAUGGUUUUCGUGACUAUUACGCAUUGGUCAAGCGGCUUUCAUUAGAUGAAAUGACUCCAGAGAAUAUUCAAAUGGCAUUGGCUCGCAAUUUUGGAGGAACGGAAAAUAACAAAUUAUGCGAAAAAUAUUUUGGAAAUGUACUUAAGACAUUUAAUAAUCAUAAACCAUGGUUUUAUAAACAAAUUCCUGUCGAAAAAUUGAUCGAUUCAAAUUUAGAUGAUCCUGAUGCACGUCAUUUAGUGGUUAUUGGUAAAAGUGACUUGAUCGUAAAUUUAUUAACUGAAAAGUUAAAACGAAGAGAUUUGGAUCCCGUUGUAAUUUUAGGAUCACAGUUUCCUGACGAUCGGGAUGAUUAUUCUUACAGUGUUUUAAGUAGAAUCAUGAUGUGUGUAGAAGCAGGUAGACCAUUGAUUCUAACAGACUUAGAAAUACUUUAUGGAAACCUUUAUGAUUUAUGGAAUCAAAAUUAUAUUGUAGUAGGAGACAAGGAGAAUCCUAAGUACUUUACACGAGUUGCUCUUGGGGCAUAUGCUAAUCCUAUGCUUUACGUUUCACCAAAUUUUAGAUGCAUUGUUGUUAUGGAUGAGAGUAAUUUAGCUUCGGCUAACCCCUCACUUCUUAAUCGAUUUGAAAAACAAAAAUUGCCAAUAAAUGGUAUACUCAAUGAUAGGCAAAAUUUACUUGUAAAGUAUUUAGACAGUUGGACAAAGCAAAUGUUAACUUUGAUUGGGGCUAAUUCAGUGACUCAAUUAUAUAAUGGGUUCACUCAAAAGGAUUUGUUCAUCGGAUUUGAUGUAGAUGAAACUUUACAAAGUUUAGUUUUUGACAUUACAAGGAAUAAUCCCGAAGCUAACGAUAAUGAGAUUUUAGAAAAAUGCAAAGAAUCGUUAAUUGCAAUAGCAUCUCCUGAUGGAAUUAUAAGAGCAAAAUCAUCAAUUUUAGAACAAGAUGAGGUUGAUCGAUGGAAGUAUGUUUAUUUCAACCAACAACAUCACAAUAGCCUUGCUAAUUAUUUUGACGUAUUAUUUUAUCAAGAAAAAUUGUGUGCAGAUCCCAAAGAACAAUUAGUGAUUAUAAACACAUUUUCUAAGAUAACUAUAGAUAUCAAGUAUUGUUUACAAGAUUAUUUAAGAUGCCAAGUUUAUAAUUUAUCGACCAUUAAGACCGAAUUUCAAUUAACAAGUAUAGUGAAAAAUUUCUUUUUUGAAUCAAACGAUAAGGUUUUAAUUCUUCAAUACGAUAAUAAUACUAUUAAUACAAAAUGUAUCAAAUUAGUAAAGUACAUUGUUGAACAGUUUCGUAAUGAAUUUUUGGCUAAGAAAGAGAAGUGUGAAUCAAAUAUGCAUAUUAAAUACACAUGUAUAAUAUUUCAUAUUCAGCGAGAUUAUGAAUCAAGUUCAAUAACAUCUAACUUUAUUUGCGGAUGGAGGCGAAUUACUAUUGAAUCCUUAGCACCAUCGGAAAUACCAUUAAUAGAUCUACUGGACAAAUCUUUAUAUGAUAUAAUUAAUUCGGAACUUUGUGAUAAGAUAAUGAAUUCAACGAUGCCGGUUGAAAAAAUUUUACAAGAGCUAUUAUUGGAAGAUCAUUAUCAUUCUAAUGAAAGUCAUGUGGAAUAUGUUAGAACAUUAAGAAAAGAAAUUUUAAAUGAUUCGUAUAUCAUACAAUGUAUAAAAACAAAAACAUUUGAGUGGAUUUUAGAGAAUCACAAAAAUUGGCAAUGUGAAGCAGCUCUAAAUAAAAAGGAUUUAUCAAUGUUUAUUUGCUUUUCAUUAACACUACAAAAUUAUAUUGAAAAAAUUAUCAAACAAACGGCUUAUAAAGUUUUAUAUUCAAUUGAAAAAUUGCCGGAAAUUACAAGGAUUUUCAAAAAUGAAAGCAAUGAAUUUAAAAUGGAAAAGGGAGUUCAUCUAUGGAAACAAUCCUUUAUAGAUAAAAUAGUUAAUGUUGAUGAUUUAUUUGAGCUAAGAUUAUCUAUAGUUCUGUCCGAAAUAAUUAGUGACCUUGAAUAUCCUUUUUCAUAUCAUUUUCAAAUUAAUUAUUAUAAAAGAUAUUAUUUUGAAGAAUUGGAUAUAUUAACACAAGACUCUGAAAAUAUUAAUGAAUUAAUUGAGGAUCAUAUUGAAGAUUUUAGAAAUAGCUUAAUUUUUAUUCAUCCAAAUUUUGAUAAAUUACAAAAAUGUUCAGAAUUAUACUACAAUGAUUUUAUUAGAAUUAUAAAAUUGGCUAGUAAAGAAAAAUUGGAUUUUAUUUUUAGGUACUUAAUUGGAGAUAAAUUUGCCGAUGAUCCAUUUAUUCUUCAUAUUUAUUGGUGGAAAUAUGCAACAGAAAUUUUAACUCAAUUGAAAUUAGUUGAAACAUUUCCAGAUCUUAUUACAAAAGCUCAGAAUGAUUUCAUUGUAUAUGGUAAACUUGAUCGAUUUCUUUUCAAUGAAUCAAUUAACUUGAUUUUACAAAAUUUAUGUGAUGAUAAACCAUGGAAGCAAGAUAUGGAUGUUAUUUUAUCAAUAAAUAAUUGUAGAAUUAAUGAUUCAAAGAAUUUUUCGAAUUUGCAUUUAUUAUUAUUAUGUAAUGAUUUAUUAAAUAUUAAUUCAGUUCCAUUAGAAAAAAUCAAAGAAAUUAUUUAUUUAGGAAAAUCCGCCAAAAAGCAAGAAUUUAUUACAAAUGAAAUUAUCAAUUUAGUAUUUAGUAAUUUAGAUAAUAAAAAUGAUAAAAUUCCUAUUACAUCAUUUAUUACAAGAAGUCUUAAACUUAUUUCUUUGGAAUCAGAAAUUCGUUUAACUCUUUAUAAAAAUAUAUUUUCACAAUAUUCUUUCAAACUGAUGAAUAAUGGUAUAAUUGAAAAAAUAUUUAAUAAUGAAAUUCAACAGAAUGAACAAAUAUUCUUUACAUUAAUUAAGAAUCCUGAAGAAGCUUUACAACUUUCAAUUAGAUUGAAAACUAUCAAUGAUAAUAUUAAUGAUAUUAACUCAAAUAUGGCUGAGUUUUGCUGUGAAAUAAUUCAAUCUAUUUUCAAUAGAUUUGAAAUGAAUGAAAUGUUACCUUAUUUCAAGAAUUCAAUUAAAUCACUUAUGAAACAAGAAUAUUUGCCUUUACAACAAAUAACUUCAAUUGCAUUUUUAAAAGAAUUUAUAAAUAAAUACUGGAAAAAUUACUUUCAAGAAAAUAAUUCUAUAUCUAAAUCAUUAGUUAAUGAAAUUAAUGAUAUUAUGAAAAUUAGUGGACAUCUAUUUAUCCAGUCAAUAAAGUCUUAUUUUAUGCUAGAUUUGUAUAAACAAAGUUCUUUUGAUAUAGAACAACUUGAAAUAUUAAAGAAAGAAUUUUCAUGUUUUGAAAGUAUUAUUGCUGAUAUAGAAAUAAAUACCUUUCUUCCUAAACUUUGGAAACCAGUUAGAAAAGUAAAUUUUGAAGAUUUUUAUACUUUUUAUAUUAGUAAUAACUUAAAUGAAUAUCCAUUUCUUUCAGUAUUCUUUAAACAUUAUGAAAGCUUGAAAUUCAUUAAAUAUCUCUAUCCAAUUAUUAAGUUUGUGAAAAUUUUGAAUUCUAAACUUGAAUAUCAUUUAACUAGAAAAGCAGCUCAAAUUAUGACAUUUCAUGAAUUUAUUAAGAAAGAAUCAGUUGAUAAUAGUGAAUAUAUUAAUUUAAAAUCUUUAUUUGAAGAAUUUGCUUUUAGCUGGAAUUCUGUUAUUAGUCAUAUUAAUCAAUAUCAAUCUAAGGAAUUUUUUGACAAGCCAUAUAUGACUCUUGAUCUUCCUGUGAUUUUUGGAUUGGUUGAGCAAAAAGAUAGUGGAAUUUAUUUAUGUGCAAUUGUAGAAUUUUUAAUUAAAUUACAUAAUGAAUUUUUAAAUAAUGUUAUGACUAUUCCAAUUGAAAAAUGUAAAAGUCUUAACUUUAUAAAAGAUUUUUCUUGGAAUUAUUUGAAUUCUAAAACAUAUUUUAAUGUAUUAACAGUAGUACAAGCACUAGAUAAUAACUUUAUCAAUUAUGAAUGGAAUGAUAAAAUUUUAAGGUAUAAUCAAAGAAAUCUGGAUAUGAAAAAAGAUGUAGAUUUUAUAUUUGAUUUACAAAAAAUUGAAAUGAAAUUAUCAAAAAAAUUGGUUUUUAACAAAGUCUAUUUUGAAAUGGAAAAUAAUCAGUUUUACUUAAAAAAAUUUUCAUUCAAACAUGAAUUAUUUCAUAAUUCUCCAAGAAUUCUUUUUGAUGUCAAAAAAAUCUUAUCUCAAGAAUCUAUUUUGGCAGAUAAAAUGUUAAUCAUAUCAGCAAUGUUUCAACAAUCAAUAAUUUUAAAUAGUUCAUCAAAUUCAAUUAAUUUAUCUGAAUUACUGUUACUUUGUGAAAUCAUUCUUUGUUUCAUUAAAGAAUUAUUGAUUAGAAAUAAUAAUAUACUCAUUUUAGAUUUAGUUAAUCAAUGGUUAAAGUUAGCAAGAUAUAAUAUAACAUAUACAGAUAUAUUUAAAGAAUUUUCCUUAAAACAUAUUAUUGCAUUUUAUGAAUUAAUUGAAGAACAAGCUGCUAAUUCUGUAAUUCAUGAUAUUGAUGAAAAAUUUAAAAUUUCUCUAACACAGCAGAUAAUGGAUUCAAUUAAUAAUAUUAUAGAUUAUGAUGAUUCAGAAAAUCAAAGUCAACGACUUAUUCCUGCUAAAGCAUUUGUUCUUGCUUUAAAAAGAUUCAUUUAUAGAUUUUUAUUGAUUGAUUCAGGUAUUGAAAAUAUGGGCUUAUAUAUAUAUUUCUUAGAUUUUACAUUAAAUUUGUGGACUAGUGAUAUGAAGAGAGAAUUAGUUAAAAAAUUAUUUCCUACCUGUUUGUUAGUGUCUCAUGCUUAUAGUAGUUAUGUAUAUUUGCUUAAUGAGAUUGAGAAAGCAACAAUUGAAAGGCAAAAUAAAAGCUUUGCAUCUACAUCAUCAUCAUCAACUAGGAAAAUAUUAAUUAAAAAAUAUAAAAAAUUUACAGAUUAA
Molecule: messenger RNA, 11889 nt
Organism: Rhizophagus irregularis DAOM 181602=DAOM 197198
Lineage: Eukaryota; Fungi; Glomeromycota; Glomeromycetes; Glomerales; Glomeraceae
Source: RefSeq, a predicted model, not a curated record